Messenger RNA from Entamoeba invadens IP1, 1437 nucleotides. Its product is annotated as molybdenum cofactor sulfurase, putative. Gene Ontology annotation, biological process: molybdopterin cofactor metabolic process. Gene Ontology annotation, molecular function: molybdenum cofactor sulfurtransferase activity. The coding region runs from base 1 to 1437 and encodes 478 amino acids. NCBI's taxonomy places the organism in Eukaryota, Evosea, Mastigamoebida, Endamoebidae. The transcript is spliced from 2 exons. The record is from RefSeq and is a predicted model, not a curated record.
AUGAAUCAAAAUGUACAAAGAAAAGAUCUGAACAAAAUUGUGAUUGUGACCAUCGCGAUCUUUGCAUCGUUUUGUUUAAUUUCACUCUUUCGCUCAAUUUUAACACAGGAAAAGCCUCAUUUUGAUAUUCCACAAACCGAAAAUAAAGAGAUCUAUCUUGAUUAUGCAGGGGCUGCUGUCUAUAAAAACGAGCAAAUCGACAAAUUUUCAAAUCUUUUAAAAAAUCAUUUUUACUGUAACACUCACUCUCCAAAUGUGUGUGGCCUUCGAAGUGCCGAGGAGCUAAGAAAAGCACGCAAACUAGUUUUAGACUUUUUCAGUGCGUCGAAUUAUGAAGUUGUAUUUACAAGUGGAUGUACUGCUGCACUUCGUUUAAUAGGGGAAUCAUAUCCCUUUACGAAUUCAAGUAGUUUUAUCUUCACUGAGCAGAAUCACAAUUCCGUCUUAGGUAUUCGUGAAUUUGCCAAACUUCGUGGAGCAUCGUUCCAGUCAUAUUCCACCUUUGAUGACAUCGAGACCAAGGUGAAGACGAACACACAGACACUUUUUGCGUAUCCUGCGGAGAACAAUUUUGAUGGUGAGCAAUACCCACUUGAGUGGAUUGAUCAGAUAGAGCGUCAUGCCAAUUGGAAUUGUGUCUUAGACGCUGCUGCAUAUGUCAGUCAUUCUCCACUCAAUUUAACACAACACACCCCAUCUUUUGUGACGUUAUCCUUCUACAAAAUCUUUGGAUUUCCAACAGGCAUUGGCGCGUUAUUAGUGAGGAAAGACGUCAUCACCAAACUUAGUCCAAUUUACUUUGGAGGCGGAACCGUCUAUUCCUCUUUACCACAAACAGACUACAAAAUAUUUUAUAGUAAAGCACCAAAGCUUGAAGCAGGCUCAUUGUCGAUACAGACAAUCGUCGCGCUUCAAUUUGGCUUUGAAAUGAUUGCCAAAAUAGGCGUGACAAACAUCCAGAAGACAACAACUGUGUUAGCAACACGACUAGCUCAUACCCUUCACUCAACCAAACACCAAAAUGGGAAAAACGUGUUUGAGAUCUACGGAAAUUUCUUUACUACGAAACUGCAAGGCCCGACUGUCACUUUCAAUGUCUUCAAUGAGAAGGGGGAGAUGUACCCAACAGCCAAAUUAAAUGCGUUUCUUCGAGAAAAGAAGAUCAAUGUGCGGACAGGGUGUAUGUGUAACCCAGGAUCAUGUCUGUCUGCCGUUGGCAUUGAUAUACAAGAUUAUAUGAGUCAUAUGACGGGGAUACAAACGGAUGGACUUGACCCUGAGUCAUGUUUGGAUAUAGUCAUUGGGAAUAAGGAGGCGGGUGCAGUGCGAGUGUCACUCGGGUAUGCUACAACACAAAAUGACAUAGUCGUCCUCGUUAAUGCACUUCAAGAAUUUUUACAGAGUAAUGGGUGGGUUGGGGACAUCCAUCUUGAUUGA